Aegilops tauschii subsp. strangulata is the source of this 1059-nucleotide messenger RNA. The record is from RefSeq and is a predicted model, not a curated record. Lineage: Eukaryota; Viridiplantae; Streptophyta; Magnoliopsida; Poales; Poaceae.
AUGCCCCAGGAUGAAGAUUGGAUGCCCAUCAAUGGAAAUCCUCAUCCUCUGCCUGGUGUUCCCUUCCCGGAGAUGCCACCUUUUAUUCUGCCUCCAUUCCCGGCUCUGGGGUGGAAUGAUGUGCCGCCACCUCCGCCUGAACCUGCACAUAAUGAGGUGCAUGAGGACAAUUGGGGAAACUGGGAGGAACCUGCUGCUGUGCCUGCAGUCGACGAUCAAGAAUCUGUGGUGUUGAAUGCCUCAGCUCAACCCAGUUCUGCUCACCAAAGUUCUGAAGCUCAACCUCAGGUGCCCCCUGCACCUAUCGUCCUUAUUGAUGGGGCUCCACAGGACAACCUGUAUGAUUUGAUGGAGAUUGCACCAGACCUGGAGGAUGCUAGUAAUUGGGCUAUUGUGGUUUUUCAACCCCCUCCUUUUGAUGUCCAAGCUCUUGAUCUGCCCGUGGUUAAUAUCCCCUUUGGUCCCCCUCUGCCCCCUGAAAUGAUUUGGAGGCACUCUUUUGAAAACCUGCUGAAUGCUCCAGUGAUGUUCGAGGUGCCAAAACCUCUGCUGCCCAAACCCCUGUCGCCUGUAAUUUUGGCCAAGAGAAACUGGGACUUUGCGUUCCAGCAGGAUGAUCUUCCUUUACUGACAUGGAAAGAGCCGGCACCUGCUCGACCUGUGGCUAGAGCCUUGUUUGUUGAUGAUGCUGAAUCUGUUGCGCCUGUUGUCCCUUCUUCCUCUGCGCGUGCACCUACGAGGAGGCCACGCAAAACUCUGGCGCCAACGCCUCUUGUUGAUACAUCUGUUCGAAGGUGUACCAGAAGUUCGGCCCAGCGGGAUGGGUUUAAGCCCACUUUUCAUGAGCUAGUUCUGCAGCCCAAGAAGAAGAAGCCCAAGGCCAAGCCCCUUUCUGCAGAGAUGGCUGAUGAUCCAGCAUUUGGAGAUGCUCCUCCACCUACUCCCAUCAGUCAUCUGCAAGCUAUUGGCAAGGAGCUGGAGAUUGAUGCAACACUGCUCUCGAAGGAUGCACUUAUGGUGGACCCUGCUGCUGCUGCAACUCAAGCCUCCAAUGAAUAG